GGUCGCUGAGGUGAAGGGACUAUACCUUUCCGCAAGAGAAACACCGCACUGGAAUAAUCAUUGUGCACGCAAUUAAUGGAUAGACGUAGACUCGAUAUGACAGGUAGGGCGUUGCGAAAUGGUGUAAGUGAUCGGUGGAUGUGGUGGGGAGCUGUAGUCUUUGUACUGGGCUCAAGGUUGCGCUCAAAGAAGGUGAUCGGGAGGCGGCGCUAAAAAAAAUGUUCACGCCUUUUUCGCAAGAUCAGCAGCCUUGUCUGCGUGAUAAGGAAAAAAAUAUUCAACCCCACGACUGCCUUCACCAAUUCUCUGACAACAGCAUGGCUUCCGUUCUGAAGCGCAAGAGAGGAUCUCUGGAGGUCCAGGAUGCCACGAAACGUACGAAAUCAGUCUUAGAGGCUGUGAAAAAUCCAAUCCAAAAUAUCGGCGCAGCUGCGGGCUGGGAUAAAGCUUUUGGUCCACGAAACACAACAACUACCAGCCUUAUAAAGAUGGAGAAGGUCAAUGGGGCCGCGGAAGAUGGCGACAGAAAUUCACAGUCGCCAGAAGCCAUUGACUUUGACUUGAUGAAUGCUGGCGACUUUGAUCCAGAUGCUGUCGUUGUGAACAAACCAAAGCCAUGGGCGCUCUCUGAGUCUAUAGGUGGGCGCAUGCUGAACCAUGAGCCAGUGUUCUCUGCAGAUGAAAAGUAAGGAUCAAUGGUAUUCAUAUUAUAGUCCUUGAACUGACUGUCAAUUGCUUAGAAAUCUUAUUUUGGCCAGCCGAACUACGCUCCAUGUCUAUUCAACCGCAACAUCUCUUCUCACCCGAUCAAUUAAGCUCAAUAUUGUUGAACCGCUACCAGAAACUCGAAUUGUUUCAUUUUCCCUGUCUCCAACAACACCAAAUCUAGUGUGGGCCGCUUUCUCGGAUGGGAGGAUUUUCAAAGUUGACUGGACUACGGGCGAGGGUGCCGAGGACUCUUGGAGGAUAUCUUCUACGGGGUGCAUAUACAUGACGGUCGCAUCCAUGGAGUCGGCUGGAAGGAGAAGAGACAUUGUUUUCACAACUGAAAUUGGAAAAAACGACGUAUGGAGAGUGACGGCAAACGAGCUCACGGCGACUGAGCCUAUGGCAAGGACAAUAUACACAUGUAACAGUCGGAUCAGCUUCAUCAAAACUGGAUACGAAGGAGCUGUUAUCGCUGCGACAUCUGGAAAUAAAAUCAUGCUCGGAAAUUUGAGGUCAGCCAACUUUGGCACGGUGGACAAAAUACGAUACGAAUUCCGGGUUUUCGAAUCAGCAGACACCAUUUGCUCCUUGGACCUGAAAGUCUCCAAGAGACCUGCAGCAGAAAACCCAUCGCACCAGUUGAGCCGUCCCAUUGUCGAUUUAGUGGUUGGAGAUGUCCUCGGUUCCAUCUUCGUACACGACGAUCUCUUAGCAAAUCUUCACCGACUUCAAGACGGGAAACUUCCUAAAGGCAUUAGCAUUACACCACGCAGAUUACAUUGGCAUAGAAAAGCUGUACAUACUGUAAAAUGGUCUUUAGAUGGUAUGAUUUGUGUUAUGGCAGUAAAAGUUUAGACUAACAUUUUGCAGGGAACUACAUCAUUUCGGGUGGAACAGAAACAGUUCUCGUGAUAUGGCAAUUAGAUACAGGAAAACAACAGUUUCUUCCUAAUAUGUCUGCCACCAUUCAAAAUAUCACAAUAUCCCCCUCAGGAUCAUCAUAUGCCAUUCAGCUAGCUGACAACUCAUCAUUGGUCUUGUCCACCGCCGAACUUCUCCCCACCACCAACAUUUCAGGUAUCCAAGCAAGCGUCUUGGCUGACGAGAACGCUCCUGGAUCUGAGAUUAAGAGAGUAUGUGAAGAAUCCUGGGAAAAACCCUUGGUUCAGCGUACUCCGGCAGUUAUCAGCCCUGUUUCCUCCUCUGAGUUGUUCCUGGCUGUUGGGCAAACACAAGAAAUCAGUCGUGCCAAACCCCUAAUCAUCGGAUCACCGUUUCUUCAGAACUUUGAUCUUAGAUCUGGCCAUAGUUCUUCCCGUCAAGCUCUCACCAGGGCGCAUACAACCAACAAAAAUACUUCUCCGAAUGCCCAUCGACUGUCAGAGCCAAGGGUAUCUCAUAUGAAAAUAUCAUAUGAUGGUAAAUGGCUGGCUACCGUUGAUGAGUGGCUCCCACCAGCAAGAGAUUUGCUUCACCUUGGUCUUAGCUCAGACGAAGCUGAAAAUGAACGACUAAAGAGACGAGAGGUGUUUUUGAAAUUUUGGGAGUACAACGAGGCAAUCGCUUCCUGGGAGCUUAUCUCACGUAUCGACGCACCACAUACUGUUGCACCUAACUCCGCUUCCCCUGGCCGGAUACUUGACCUCGCGGCUGACCCGGAAUCCUCUCGAUUUGCAACCAUUGGUCAGGAUGGAGUUGUUUGUAUUUGGUCGACAAAAGCGCGAAAGAGAGAUGGUGUUCUGGUGAAGAAUCCAGCCGGCAAAGCUUUGCGCAAUUGGCGCUGCCAGCAUGCCAUCUCCGUUGGAAAGCUAGAAUUGCCAGAAGAGCUUGGCAAGGUCUAUGAACCUGUUACUAGCGGCAGUGUUGCAUUCUCUGAUGAUGGAUCCGUUUUAGCUGCAGGAUGCAGUGGCCAAGCUGGUGUACUUAAUUUCCUCGAUUCACAGACAGGUAUCAUCCGCCAUUCACAGACGAAUCUCUUCGAAGGAGAGAUCAUCAAUAUGGAGUUUCUUGGGCAGGACUUGAUAAUCCUUGCAAACCGAUUAUCAGUUUACGAUUUGGUGUCGAACGAUAUCCGGCUUCAAAUCAGGUUGAGUUCCCGCCUGGUAGACCUGUCUGUAGAGCAGAAGCAAGAAAUGGUGCACUUGGCAGUCGAUAAAAAGAGCAGAACAUUUGCUGUCGCCUUGCCAACCUCAUAUUCUGGCAAGAAGGAGGACAAAACGUCGCUGAGGCACACAUCUUCUGAAUUGUUUGUUUUCCAACAAGACAACCCCGAACCUGAACUCCAAGAGAGUCUAUCAACAUUAGUGACAGCUUUGUUGCCGGCUGGUGAUUUUGAUGGGUAUCUUGCUCUCGAUGCAGCGGCCGAAGUUCGUACAGCGUAUAAGAAGGGAACACAAGUCGUUACCAAUUUGGCUCAAUCCACGUCCGCUCUACAACUGGAAGAAGGCGUGGAAGAGCCUGCCGAAGUACCUGUACCUGAGAUAGAAGGUGUUGUGGAUGACGACGAUGAUUCCGAGAUGGAACUAGCCAUUCGUACCACUACGAAGAACGAGGAUGAUGACGAUGAGGAUAACGACACGCCUGUUGUAACACAACAAGAACUGUCUGAAAUCUUCGAUAUUGGUCCCGCUUUUGCCCUCCUUCCGAUAGAGGAAAUGUUUUAUCAAGUUGCGGGUUUGUUCUCUAGCAAACCACAUCUUGUACAAAGCGUUUCAUAAAUUCAAUAUUCGUCAAUUGGGGUGGAUUUAUUUGCAUAGCGGAUCAAUUGUUUUCGUACUUCAGCGUCGGGUUGUUUUGUACUGAAUGGGUGUUUGGGAUAGGUACAAAAAGCACUUUUCCGCAGUUACAUACC
Hymenoscyphus albidus is the source of this 3559-nucleotide messenger RNA. NCBI's taxonomy places the organism in Eukaryota, Fungi, Ascomycota, Leotiomycetes, Helotiales, Helotiaceae. The record is from the annotation of a GenBank genome assembly.